AUGGCGACAGCGGCGGAACUCGGCACCGGAGGUGUAGACGUGACCGGAAAGCCGAUUUUUGUGGCGACUGAGCACACCCGCUACGCCCCUAGCACCGAACGCGAGCUCUCUGACCAGGAGCAGCUAGCAUGGAAGUCAUUUCAGCUCUGGCGCACGUCGCUUUCCAUUGAGCGUCGUGACCACGUGUACCGGACCAUCACGAACGCCGACUACACCAACUUCAACCUCACACGCCAUAUCAUGGGCACGCCAUUUCCCGUGAUCGAAAACACCCCUUCUAUUAUUAACACGGUCGCCGGCGUGCGCAUGUACGAGCACGGCAUCGCUGCUUUUCUAGGGUUCAGCUACAGCAUGUGGGUGCGCUCCAAGGCGUCGCUGCGCCACACCCGCUUGCAUCCGUCGACCCGCUUCUUCGUUUCCUUCGGCACCUUCGUCUUCGCCGACAUGUGCUUCUGGUACCGUAGCAUGUUUCGUCUUUCUGGUUUCCUGCCGAACGACUACGAGUGUAGAAAGUUCGGCGUUAUGGAGUCAAAGGAGCGGCUGGAGCGAAAAAAGGAGUUGUGGGCCAAGUACACGGCGUAUAAGCGGGAGUGGUGCCGCCGCUUUGACUACCAUGUCUACGGCAUCCGCCCCGGCGAGACGUUCAGCCUCUUCUCUGCUUGCUGGUUCCCGGCGUGGUCUACGCCGUACGGUACGAUCACCGACUACCCGUUGCGCAAGAACCCGUACUUCCUUAGCGCCACCCCCUUGCGGGACAUGUACGGCGAGUAUGCCUGUACGAUGGAGCUGCCGAAAUCUGAGUACUCACCGCUGUCCAAGGCAAGGCCGGAGGUCAACUACACAUUCCGUGGCCCGCUUGUUGCCUCGGAGAGCACGAAGUCCUCCGCCGCGUGA
Leishmania mexicana MHOM/GT/2001/U1103 is the source of this 894-nucleotide messenger RNA. RefSeq lists its product as hypothetical. The record is from RefSeq and is a predicted model, not a curated record. The coding region runs from base 1 to 894 and encodes 297 amino acids. The transcript has a single exon. Lineage: Eukaryota; Euglenozoa; Kinetoplastea; Trypanosomatida; Trypanosomatidae.